This is a messenger RNA of Pogona vitticeps (central bearded dragon), 2667 nucleotides long. The record is from RefSeq and is a predicted model, not a curated record. Lineage: Eukaryota; Metazoa; Chordata; Lepidosauria; Squamata; Agamidae.
CCCUCCCCUCCCCUCGCUCUGUUUUGUGCGGCGACUCCGCGAGCGUGACGGAGGCGCUGCCAGAAGCGCUUAUGCAAUCGCCUGACCUACUAACACACAUUCCCGGGCUAAGGAAGUAGGGCGGCGGCGGCAGCAGCAGCAGCAGCGGCGGCGGCGGGAUAGCGGGGCUGGAAGGAGGCGGAGAAGACGAGGGCGCGCGGCGGUAGUAGGAGCCGCCGCCGUCACCGGGCGUUUCUGGUACCUUCUGGGCCCGGCACAGCGGUUGACAGUGACUCCCUUCACUUCACAUCACACUUGCCGCCCUGUCGCAUCUCUGCUCUUGCCGUCCGUCUGUCCGUGGGAGUCUAGCUGCAAAGCCUCACCGUUUUCCAGGGAAGGGAAGGAGAAGCCUCCCAGCCCUGUACAGAGACCGGCAGAAUCCUGAACUGCCUCAGCCUCUGCGAGUCAGAAGGAAAGCACCGUCCCAGUGGGUCUCCUGGAAGAUGAUCUCCGUGCACGAGAGAGUUCCUUUCACAUCGCUGGGAGCCCGUAGCCCGUUUGACUGCUGCGACUGGAGGACGGCUCAAGGCCAAACUGGAAACUGCACCCCCUGGUUCUAAGGCUUUGGUAACAGCUUUGGACACAGGGCAGGAAAGAACCAUUUGAUCCGGCAAAGGUUGCUGCCACCGCGGACGCUGCCAGAGGUGAAACGGAGCGAAGCACAUUUGGGCGUUGGGUGUUCCUGCCCCUUCUCCCCACCCGAUGGAGAGCCUCAGCUCACCUACUCUGUGCGUAGCAGGGAGCUUUCCUGGAUUCCCUCACGAGGGCAUGAUCCAGCGAGCCCGGACACUGAAAAGCAAGCCCAAUGCCAACUGUAGGCGAAAGCGAGAGUUUAUUUCUGACGAGAAGAAGGAUGCCAGCUACUGGGAAAAGCGUCGGAAGAACAACGAGGCUGCUAAACGCUCCCGGGAGAAGCGCCGUUUCAAUGACCUGGUCCUGGAAAACCGAGUGCUGGCCCUCAAUGAGGAGAAUGUGCGGCUAAAGACUGAGUUGCUGCAACUCAAGCUGCGGUUCGGCCUCAUCAGCACGGCAGCCUUUAUGGAGAAGAGCCAGCAGCUGAGCACCGCCAGCACCAACGCCACCGCACACUUAUACGGGAGCAACGACAGCAGCAUGUACACCGGCCCUCUCUCCCGGGCCCACCACUCAGAGGACUCUUCAGAAACUGAGCAGUCCAGCCGGGACAGCGGCAGCGUGUCUGUCUCCAAGUAUUCCCCACGGGGCUCCCUCUCCGACAUGUCGGAUGGCUCGUCUCGGGACAGCCCGGUGCCCCAAACGCUUGGGGAGGCCCAGGCAGUAAGCCGAGCCUACGGGGAGGCCCCAUUACAGCACCCUCUGGAGCCCAAGGGCCCAGUUCCUCGGGGUGUAAUCCUCUUCAGUGCCAAUGGCUUUACAGCAGUGGCAGCUCCCCAGCCCUUGCUUCUUGAACAGGAGGAGCAGGCAGAAGGCUGUACUGCUGAGGCACCAACAAGCCCCUGCAUGGACCGUGAGCCCCAGUGCCAACAGGAAGAGCUACAGGGUCACCACAGCUACUGCUCCAAGUCCCAGAGCUAUAGUGCGUCCUCCGGGUAUUUGGAAGGGGGGGAGCUGUCCCAGACCGACCACAUAAGGAAAGUUCCAGAGCCCAGAUCCCCCUUCGAGGGCUACACCAGUGAGGACAGCGGCGAGGAGCCCAGUUGGGGAUGUUCACCUACACCCUUUCCAGUACCGCUGGAUACCCAUCCCGACGUGAAGACAGCGGCUCUGCCUCACAAGCUCCGACUUAAGUGCCGGGCACAUAGCAGCGGCCUUCAGGAGCCAUUCCCUGGCUCUAGCACUACCCCAACUGGCUGCUGUCAGGAGACUCCCACCACACCAGAAUGGGAUUCCAGUCAGCACGAGGAGAUGUCAGCCCUGGUGCGGCAAGCGUUGCUUCUCAAUGAGCAGCCCCCCGCCUCAGGCAGCACGUUGGAGAGACUUUUGGGCCGCACCACUGGGCUCCCCUUGGAGAACUCGGUUCCAAAGGACCACGUCAACCGGUGGGAGGAUGGUUGCCACGGGGACGGCUCCAGGCCCACUUGAAGAGGACUCCGUUGUGGGUAACGAUUUCGGGUUAUUUUUUAAUGUUUUUUUUUCUUAAAACUGACCUUGGGUGUUGUAUAAGAAAAGAAUUCAACCUGAAGACCAGGUGAGCCUUGGAUUUGGGGAGGAGAGGAGCCGCCCUCGAUUGGCUCAGACUCCAGCACUGUAGACUGCAGCAUCUCGGGAGUCGGAACUGUGGAGCACGAUGGGACUUAAGAAAGGGGUCCUGUGAGAAGCGAGACUGUGGAACUACAGAGUUCUGGGUGAGGCAACAUCUUAUAGGAUCACUGGAAGGAUGCAUGGGACGGUGAGAUCCCCAGUUCAUUAGGUCCCAGGAUUGGGGAGUAUAUAGGCGGAAUACAUUUCAUGGAGCUCAAGUGCAAGAUACUGCAAGAUAACUGUUACUUGAGAGCAGAUUUGAUGUUUGUAAUCAACCAAGAGCACUGAAAAGUGGGUACCUCGUCCAUCCUGGCUGGCAUGGGGGCCCCUGGAUUCCUACACCCAGGACUGCUGGUGGAUUGCCAGUGGACUACAUUGUUUUUCUCUGUCAGGAACUGUUUGAUUGAA